AUGUGCGACGUCGAGGAUCGCGCUGCCAUGGGGGCCGCAGCACAGGGCGACUCCCUGGACCCUGCGCGCAGCGCCUCGUUCCCCGCGGCGCCUCCCCUGGAAGACGCGGCCUCCGGGCUCGCGCUGGGCAGGCCCGCGACGCCAACGAUCGACGUCAGCAGGCUCGAGAACGGCAGCGAGCUGGGCGAGGGCGCGUUCGCGCGCGUGAAGAUGUACGACUACGUCGACGCCGAGGGCCUGAGCGUCAAAGUAGCCAUGAAGAUGCUACGCCGCAACUCGGUACGCUCUCUGCGCGGAAUGCAGCGCGAAAAGCUCCUCGCGACGCUCCUGACGCAGCUCGGGGGCCACGACCACAUCGUGAUGGCGUACCCGCUCGACGUCCCGGGCCCGGACGACGCGGCGGGCGUCAAGUCGGGCUCCGUGCGGCGGAUCAUAUGUGAGGGGGUUGGCGGCGCGGAGGACGACUUGGGCGAGGAGGGGCCGAGCGUGCGUAGCCAGGGACAGGACGCGAUCAUGGCGCAGGAGUACGUCCCGGGAGGCAACCUCCGGGACCUGAUCUUGCGGCAGCGGGAGGCGCGGCUGCAAGGAGCGGAGCCUGCGUACACCCCCGCGACGGCGCUGGGCGUGCUCGCGGACGCCGCGCAGGGCAUCGCGUUCCUGCACGGCUGCGAGCCGAUGAUCAUCCACAGGGACGUCAAGCCGGAGAACAUCCUCCUGCUCGACGAGGACACGCACGGCGCGCCGGGCGGGCGGAUUCGCGCGAAGAUUUGCGACUUUGGGCUCUGCGCGUUCGUCGACCGUAGCGGCCGGGUCGACGGCGGGGCCGCGGUCCUCGGGUCGGACCUCAACAGCCGGCGCGGGUCCAGCGAGGUCGCGCCGGCGCUCGAGCGGCACAGGGCCCUGACGCAGGCGCGGGGGGGGUGUAGCCAGUGCUCGGGGGAGUCGGUGGCGCGCGCGACGGUCCCCGGGCGCCUCGAGCAAGGCAGCGUCACGUCGCAGCACGUGCCGCAGAAUCCGUCGCGGUUCGCCCCGAGCUGCACCGAGCGCAUGAUGCAGCACACCCCCCCCGCGCAGCCCCCGCCGCGCACCGGCGGCACCGACGUCGAGCUGCGCAGCGGCGAGGGCGGCAGCGCGACCCGCGCCCUGCCGCCGCAGACGUCCACGGUCGACCUCGCGGCGGAGGCCGAGGGCGGCACCUCGUGGCCCGGGAAGCACGCGGACGGGCCGGGGGAGGCCCGCGGGCUGCUGUGUCUGACUGGCAGCACUGGCACGGUGCCGUACAUCGCGCCGGAGAACUUCGCGGGGGGGGAGUAUGACGAGAAGUGCGACGUGUUCUCGCUCGCGCUCGUGAUGUACGAGGUCAUGACGGGGGACGUCCUCUCGCGCAAGUACCACCUCGAGCGGUCCGCGCUGUCUGGGAGGGAGUUCAUGCAGCGCCUGAGUCAGGGCUGGAGGCCCCCGCUGCCGGCGGACCCGGCCUGGCCCGCGGAGGCGCUCGCGGUGAUGCAGCGGGCGUGGGCGCCGGCGCCGCAGGACCGGCCGAGCAUGCACGAGGUGGCGUGCGCGUUGCAGGAGGCGGCGGGCCGCGCGGGGCCUGGCGGCGCGGGGCCGAAGGCGGCGCGGGUGAAGCGCACGCAGAGCGCGAAGUCGCGCAAGGGGAAGUGCGCGGUGUCCUGA
Messenger RNA from Pedinophyceae sp. YPF-701, 1677 nucleotides. The record is from the annotation of a GenBank genome assembly. Lineage: Eukaryota; Viridiplantae; Chlorophyta; Pedinophyceae.